AUUUUUUCGCACUUCCCGCUUUCGUCGCCGUACACUGUCUCCCUCCUCUUCGCCAAACCCCAACACCACCCUUCCCUCCUCUGCGUCAAAUGCAAACCCUCCGAUGACAUCGGCAACCCCCCAGAGCCUCCGAAGGGAUUUGUCGCCCCUCCCUCCUUCGACGAUGACCCCUCGAGACGGAGGACGAGAUUUCCGCAGCCUACGUAGAGCUCUACGGCCUCGCCUUUAGCGGCGUUUCCAUGCUCGCGAAUGACGUCUUCAAAACGGACGCCAUGGUGAAGCAGGAGGAGUUGUCACCCUAGGCAAGCUAGUCUCUCUUUGCGUUCAAGAGGGAGAUCUCCGUUAUGCACACCUCCUGUUUGAUCAAAUUCCCAAACCCAAUAAAUUCAUGUACAAUCAUUUGAUAAGGGGUUAUUCAAAUAUCGAUGAUCCAAUAAAUUCUUUGUUGCUCUACCGCUAAAUGGUGAGGGUGGGCUUUAUGCCAAACCAAUUCACCUUCCCCUUUGUUUUCAAAGCUUGCGCUGCCAAACCCUUCUAUUGGGAAGCUGUUAAUGUUCAUGCUCAGGCCAUUAAACUUAGAAUCAGGUGUCAUGCAUGCGUGCAAAAUUCAAUUUUGACUGUCUAUGUUGCUUGCCGUCAAAUACCAAGUGCACGACAAGUGUUUGAUGAUAUUUCUGACAGGACUCUAGUAUCCUGGAAUUCUAUGAUUGCUGGGUAUUCUAAAAUUGGCCACUGUUCUGGUGCUGUUAUGUUGUUAGAGGAAAUGCAACAUCAGGGAGUACAGCCUGACGUGUUCACCUUUGUUAGCUUGCUUUCUGUUUCCUCAAAGAAUGGUAAUUUGGAUUUGGGAAGAUUUGUUCAUCUUUAUAUCGUUACUACUGAUGUUCAAAUUGAUUCAAUUGUGAAGAAUGCCCUAAUAGAUAUGUAUGCCAAGUGCGGGCAUUUUCAAUGUGCUAAAUGUGUUUUUGAUAGAAUACUUGAUAAAAACGUUGUUUCUUGGACAUGUAUGGUGAAUGCUUAUGCCAAUCAUGGUCUUAUUGAUAACGCUGUGCAAAUUUUUAAUCAGAUGCUUGUGAAGAACGUGGUUUCUUGGAAUUCAAUAAUCUGGUGCCUUGUUCAAGAAGGGCUUUACAUGGAAGCUAUGGAACUUUUCCACAGAAUGUGUAUUUCAGAUGUGAUUCCUGACAAUGAUGAGUCUAAGACUAUCAAACAAAGAGCCUGUGGGCUUCGAAUGGGGUUCUUGAUGCCUGUUGGUAUACUUGCAAUUAGACUAUCAAACAAAGAGGAGAAUUCAAGAAAGCAUAGAAUUGUGUUCUAUGUUCAUUCAAUUUUACAGGCAAGUAUAUCUAAGUCCACAUUACAUCACAACUGAUAUCAGUGGGAUUAAUAUUUUCUAAAGACACUCACACAAAGUAGAGAAACAUAGGAAGAGAAUUUAAACUUUUCUCUGGAUGACAAACUUGUUCAUAUCCGUGCAUUAGAGUUGCCUUUUUUAUAGGCUACAAUUACAAUAUAAUAAUAGUAAAUGUUUCUUAACCACAAAGAAAGCUACACCACGUGAUUUGUCUGCAGCUUUUCAGUUUUGAGUUUUUCCGUAAACGGUGCCUCUUAAUAAACCAAUGAGAAUUGAAAGCUUUCAAAUGAAGUAUUAUAUGGUCCCAUAACAAAUAUGCGGUACAUAUACUUGAUUUAUUUCUGACAACAACUCCAAAUCAAAUGUAAUAGUUGGAAUAAAUUAGAGUGACUAAUGUCGUACUUUAAAUCAAAUUCAUACUUCAAAGUAAAGCAUUUUGGCUAUUAGUGAAUGAAUAAAUUAGAAUGACUAAUGUGUUAGAUUAGAAUACAACAAAUCAUUUGGAAAGCCUCUGGAUCUGUUAAUGGCCAUAUAUUAGUUUUAUAAGGUUAGUACUAAGAUUCAGAAUUUUAGUUAAUUUUUUAGCCUUCGUUGACCUAAGAAAAUGUGUUUUAGGUUAAUCAUGUUUUAGUCAAAAUUGGUUUGUCACUACAUUUUAAAAUUAGUAGUUUUGGUCUUUUGUAUAUUUUGAAAUUUGAUCAAUUUAAUCUCUAACGACAAAGUUUAAAAUCCACCAAAACAUGAAAGGACUAAAACUAAUUUUUACCAAAAUUUGAGAGAAAUAAUACAACAUAAUUCUUCCUUUAAAUGCCUUAAAAAACAAGUACUCAACCUUACAAAACCAGUGAAAAUUUAAAGUAAUUAGACCUUUAUGCUCCAUGUUUAUUAGCAUUGUUAAUAGAACAUGAUGAAUAUGAUAUUAUUGUUGUUGUUCUUCACAGGGGAUCCAAAAGAAGUGUUUGGUUCUUUGCACACUGGAUACUUGGAACUGCAGUCACAUUCCUGGGUGUCCUGAAUGUAUAUCUUGGAUUAGAAGCCUACCACCAAAAUGGGUCUAUAAACAAAAUCAAGGAUUACAAGUGUUUAAAGCAUAUAGAGUACUGGUGAAUUUGAAUUCAAAGAUUGUAAAUUACUUGGCUUAUAUAUAUAAUUAAGAUUUUUCAAGCGUAGAUUGUCAACAAUACACUAAACUAAAACAGCUAAAAAAAAUACAUUGCAGAUAAUUACCGAAGGCUUUUGCCCCUCGGUAAUUACCGAAAGCUUUUGUCCUUCGGUAAUUACCGAAAGCUUUUGCCCUUCGGUAAUUACCGAAGGGCAAAGGCCGUCGGUAAUGGUUAGCGAUAAGGGAUAUACCGACGGUCAUCUGACCGUCGCUAAGCCGUCAGUAAUGGCUUAUUACCGACGACUUUUGGAUGUUUCCGAAGGAUUAUGGCCGUCGAUAAUGCCCUUCUUUACUAUAGUGAAACUAUUUAAAUUUAGAAAAAUAUUUUAAUUUCUUUAGUAGGUUAGUAUAUAUAUUUAGGAUAAUGAUACUUUGAUAACAUUUUAACAUCAUCUACGUGUUAUUAUGUGAUUGGUCCAAAAUUAUUCCACAAUCAAUGAUAAUAAUCAUAAAUACCAACAUAAUCAAUCAUAGAAUGACACGUAGAUGGUAUUAAAUGUUAUAAAAAAAUAUAUUUAGUCGUUUAUAUACUAAUUAUACAAUAAUAGUAGUGUAUAUAUGUAUAUAGCUAUUUAUAUAGUAGUAAAUACAUUUAUGACAUUUAUUUAUUCCUUUAAAACUAUCUCAAAAAGAGAAGUAAAUAUCCACCAGUGACUUUAAAUAUUGUUUCUCCUGUAGUGUUAUAUGUUUAACGAUUAAUCCUUGAUUUUGAUUUGUUUUGUCCCAUUAUAAAAAUCAAUUAUCUUACACGCUUAAUCGGUAUUUCUUUUUAAUUGUAGUUGCCCUGUAAUAAUACUACACAAAUAUAAGUAUCUCAUAUAAGUUCACUUCAACAUUAAUAUUCCUAACUUGGGUAGUUAAUGUAAUUUUAUAAACCUUACCAUUAAUCCGUGCUCAAAUGCUUAAAUAUAUUUUUUUCCAUUAAAAAUUUUCUUUUACAACAAUUUUUAAAGUACGUACUAGGUACAUAUAUAAAUAAUGGUGUUUCUAUAAACAAACCUACAUUUGCUCGGACAAAAUAUGUUAAGCAAUAUAUAUUUAUUAUUUAACUUGAAAUACAACUUUCAUAAAUUCUGAAAAACAUACACUUUACCCUUAUUAUUAUUAUUAGUGCACUUAAUUUGAAACGACAAAAGCUUUUAUUGUGAAAAAUUAAUUCACUUAAUUAUUAUUAAUAUUAUAAAUAAUUCCAAGAGACACACACCUCCACAACUGAGAAAAAUUAUUAAUUAUUGCAAAAAAAAAUUGUGUAUAUAUAUAUAUAAGAUAUUUAAUUUAUGGUGUUCACAUCUAUUUUUGAAAUUUAUUUUUUUAAAUAAAAGUUUUUUAAAUUAAAAUAAUUAUUUUAUCAAUUUUACAUUUUCUUUAAAUUUAACCCUUUUUUAAUUUGACAUUUUAAAUUUUAAAUUUGACAUUUUAUAAUUAUAAUAACAACAAUAAUAAUACUUUUAUUAUUAUCAUAGAAAAAUAAAUACCGCGCAUGAAUGUAUUUUUUUGUUAUUAUAUAUAAAUAUGUACCUUUUUUUUAGUUUCAUAUUUUAAAUUAAGUAAACUGUUUAUUUAAAUUAAAAUGACCUUGUUUAGGGUAGAUAUUUUUAACUGUUAAUGGUUGAAAAGAAAACGUAAAUGAAAUUAGGUGUAUAACUGAAUUUUUAAUUGGCAUUUGGAGGUAUAUCUUGUCCCUUAGAACGGUUGAGCAGAAUGCAGAACACUUACCAACUAGAAGAGUUAGGUAGCUAUAUAACUACCAUUCAAAGUUUACACAUAUCUCUAUUAAUAUACCAAUUCCACCAUUUCUUAAUGAUUCACUUCACAGUCACUAGAAUGGGGGUUUCAUGGGAAGAAAGUGUGACUUAUUCCAUCAACGCAAUCUACCUUCUGUUCUCAGCGUACCUUGUCUUCGUGAUGCAAAUUGGGUUUGCCAUGAUAUGUGCAGGUUCAGUGCGUGCAAAAAAUGCAAUGAACAUAAUGCUCACAAACGUCGUUGAUGCAGUCGUCGGUAGCAUCUCCUUCUACCUCUUCGGUUUUGCAUUUGCAUAUGGCACUUCUAACCCUUUCAUUGGCACUCAUCUGUUUGCUCUAUCCCACAUUCCAAACGCAACUUACGACUAUGCUUUCUUCCUUUACCAAUGGGCUUUUGCUAUAGCUGUAACAGGCAUCACAAGUGGAUCCAUAGCUGAGAGAACUCAAUUCAGUGCCUAUCUUGUUUUCUCAUUUUUCCUCAGUGGCUUUGUGUACCCAGUUGUUGCUCAUUGGCUCUGGUCAUCCAGUGGUUGGCUCAGUCCAAAUUCAACUCACUUGUUCUUGGGUUCAGGAGCCAUUGACUUUGCUGGGAGUGGAGUGGUGCAUUUGGUUGGCGCAGUUGCUGGUCUUUGGGGGUCCAUCAUAGAAGGCCCACGGACUGGAAGAUUUGAUUCUUUAGGCAGGCCCAUGCCUCUAAGAGGCCACAGUGCAACACUUGUUGUACUUGGGACCUUUUUGUUAUGGUUUGGAUGGUUUGGAUUUAAUCCAGGAUCCUUUGACAAGAUCCUUGUGGCUUAUCCCGGCACGUCGGACCAAGGUAAUUGGACCUCGGUGGGUCGCACUGCCGUUACAACCAUAUUAGCUGGUUCGACAGCCGGAAUAGUUACUUUGUUUGGCCGAAGAUUGUUAGUCGGCCACUGGGAUGCAAUGGAUGCGUGCAAUGGCUUGCUUGGUGGGUUUGUUGCCAUCACGUCCGGAUGCUCUGUUGUUGAGCCAUGGGCCGCCAUUAUUUGUGGGUUUGUGUCGGCUUGGGUUUUAAUUGGG
Vigna angularis (adzuki bean) is the source of this 5303-nucleotide messenger RNA. Its product is annotated as pentatricopeptide repeat-containing protein At2g22410, mitochondrial-like. The transcript has 2 exons. Gene Ontology annotation, biological process: RNA modification. Gene Ontology annotation, molecular function: protein binding; RNA binding. The coding region runs from base 461 to 1372 and encodes 303 amino acids. Lineage: Eukaryota; Viridiplantae; Streptophyta; Magnoliopsida; Fabales; Fabaceae. The record is from RefSeq and is a predicted model, not a curated record.